CGUUUUCCGAUACGCAGCUACUGUCGGUGUUGUCGUCGGCAGUCGCCCACGAACGAGGACAACAACAAAAACGCCUCCGCCCCGUGCUCAACGCCACAGCUGCACCCGCAGGAAAGCAGCUGUACACUGCUGACACUGCCAACGUUGACGUUGACACCAGCUAGCAGUCAGAAAUCAUUAACGACGCCAAAAUUCGAGGAUGCGUUGAAGCGGGAAGCAUGUCCAGCGCGAACAGCAUCGUUUGCGAGGAGAUCUUCGAUGAGGGCAGUACUCCUUCCGCGGAGGAAAUCAAAGCCUAUGCGACGAAACUCGGCAUCGAUCCGGACAAUGAACCACAACUAUUGUCCCUCGCAGCUGAAGGGCUCAUGAAAGCCCUUCCACCCGGUUGGAAACCAGUAUUGGAUGAUAAAUCAAAAUCUUAUUAUUAUUACAAUAAUGUUACUGGUAAGACCCAGUGGGAGCACCCACUUGACGACAUCUAUCGAGGUUUGGUCAAAAAGAAACGUUCUGAAAGUCAGUCACACAGUAUUGGGGAACCGAAUGAAGAUGCUACUACUCUUAGGGAUGACAUGCCCAGUUUGGAAGAACCACCGUUUGCUAGUUUAGGUGCACGUCGUAAGGAACCCAAGUUAUCACCUCUCAAUCAUGGAGCUAAAAUUCUUAGACAGAAAUCUGAAGAGAAACCCAUCGCGGCGUUUGUGCAAAAUCGUAAAAUUGGGCUUUCUUUAUCAACCAGUUUUGAUGGAAAGCCGGAUAAGUUACAGGAAAGUCCCAAGAAAGAUUUUAAACUUAGUGGUGGGGGUAGUAUGUUUCUGAAGAAAGCUAAAACACCUUCCAUUGAAAUGCUUAACAUCGACGAUGAUAAAACUGAAGAUAUUAUCCCUGAAAACUUUCCAGAAUCUUCAAAACCUGAAGAAAAAGAAAAAGAAGAAGAAAUUAUUAAAGAAAAAGAUGAAAUUGCAAAAGAUGAUCCCAAAGAGACUCCGAAAAGUAUUCUGAGAGAAAGAAGUUUUGUUAUUGAAUCUUCUAAAACAGAGGAAGAUGACGAAAGGAAAAAUGUACGAUUUUCAUUAGAUGUAGAUUCUGCACUUAAAUCUCCCGCAAACGAUGUAAUUCUACCGAUUAGCAGUUUGAAAAUAAUCAAAGCAAAUCCCAAAGAUUUCCCAAAACCAAGAAAUAGAUCAGAUCCAGAAAUCAGUAUGGGAAUCUCAGACUCCGAAGAUGAUUCCAUCAUGAAAAGUUUGGAUAAGAAAGUGAGCAAGAAAUCAGAAUUGAAUAUGCAAGAUGAAGAAGAGGAGAUUCAUCAUAAUAUUGCCGAGAAAUUCCGGGAAGAUAACGAAAUAAUUCUGAAUAAAAUCAGAGAUAAUGCCGAUAAAGAAUUGGAGGACAUGAAGAAAACCAUCUGGGAUGAAACUAACAUAGAAAUAUCAAGAUAUCGACAGGAGUUGCACGAGUCACAGAAAGAUGAAUUAGAGAGGAUUUUAACUACAGAAAAAUUAAAUUACGAAGCAAAUAUUAAACGGGAAUUAGAUAACCUACGAAUUGAGAUGGAGAGUCGGAAUUUAGGAGCGUUGAAACAAGAAAGACUUAAAUUAGAAGAAGAAUUAUCUGGUGCUAAAGAAGGAUUAGUCUCCGAACGUGAAAAAGCUUUCGAAGAAAAAAUAAAAGCUUUAGAAAAGAACUACGCUAUAAAAUACGAAGAAAUUGAGAAGGAAUUAUCGCGGGACCUAGAAAAACGGAAAGAUGAAUUGAUUGUUUCCCACAACGCCAUUUUGGAUCAAAUGAGGAAACAGCACCAAGCGGUUUUAGACGAGAUUAAACUAGAUUUCAAAUCUGAGGAAAAAAUUCUACGUCGGGAACAUGAGUCAAUGUUAGCCGAAUUGAAACGAAAAGUAAAUGGCGGAAACCUCGAUAAUGAAAUGAACUACCAAACGAGUUCGAAAGAUAAAGAAACCGGUGAUGAGCGACUCUACGAAAAGGUGCGAUGUGAGAAAAGGUUGUUAGAAGACAAGUACAGGUGUUUAAAAGAGAAGUACAUGAAGUUAAAGACGGAUGUAAAGCUUACGAUUGAAAAACGACAUAGAAAACGAGAACAAAGUUUGACUACGACUACAACUGGUUCCGAAACAGAGAAAAGCAACUCUAUCAAUAAAGAAAAGUCACCUAAUCGUUCGCCAACACACAUGAAACCACCUUUGAGUAAACCUGAACUUUCUUCAUCGAAAUUACUAAAACCGGAGGCCAAACAAGCACGUACAGUAAUCAUUCAAGAUUUGGACACGUCAGCGAGUGAUCGCAGUUUUAAAAACGACGGAGUCAACUAUGAAUCAUCCGAAGAAAAUGCCAAUUUUGGCCGAGGAAGAAAAAAGUAUUAUUCGCGAGUAAAAAACACACCACCAACGCGGAGUUCGUUGAAAUCUAAGCGGACACCGCGUACGUGCUCCCCGGUUGAGAACCUCCGACGACAGUUACAGAAAUUGGAAGAUUUGGAAGAUCAAUUGCCACUGGCGCAACACGCUCAAGCUGACACCUACCACUUGAGAUAUCCGUUCACCGACGGUCAGAAGUUCGAGGGCAGUUCCGAAUUAGAGUUUUUUAGGCACCGCAUUCACCUGGAGCGUGAUUCCAUCAAACGGGCUAAGGAGAGUCUCCGCACGCAGAAGUGUCUCUUCCAACAACGCCAGAAUGACCUCAAGUUGAAGCAUGGAUCGAUGGCACGUCAUACCCUCCAACAAUUAUGCCAGGAGGAGAAAGAUCUUACAGACAUGGAGGUAUCUCUUCAUCGGACACGGUCAUUGCUCGGGGAGAAGGUGAUCCGUCUGAGACACCUUGAACAAAGCCUACAAAGAGCUACAGCUGCUUCCAAUGAGCCGAAAACUGAUGAGGCAACGCUGAGUGAUCUUUCUUCGCAUAGUGCCAGUUCUGGGAUUAGUUCCACUGAGUUUGCUACAGCUGCUGAUGGUAUGAAAGCUGCGGUACUUCGCGGGGAACACCUGCAGGAGUCUUCGGAGAUAAUUCAAUCUUUGGAGAAUCUAAAUUUAGAAAUUCGGGAGAUCUGGGAGGUGUUGAAUCAACAACAGAAGUCCGGAAAUAUGCCUUCAGUUCUGCCUCUGCCAUUGGUAUACCCGGAUCUUGGAUGGCCAAUGCUUGCUGGUACGGCAGCUGUGCCUGCCCCACCGUCCAUUCCAACUUUGGCGGACCGUCUUCAUAAUUAUCGACAACAUGUGGCGCUUGCCAAUGCGCAGAGUACGGUUGUCACACAUGCUGCUAAUCAAGGUGCGACUACAACUCUGGUUGAACGCACCCGCAACUUGAGGCACUGGUUGCGUCAGGCUGGCAUUGACCCCAAUACGGAUGUCACACCCCAGGCGACUCUCUAAGCUCUAAUAUCUAAGAUAAGUACAUUUCUCUGAUCACUUAUCGUCCCCGAAUUGAAACCUCUGAACCUGAUGUUGUUGGAAACGGAAGCGAGUGCAAUUAGACGCGAACAAAGAAAGUUAUUGAUGUUGAUGACUAGAUGUGAUACGAACGAUAUUAUCUAUAUGAUCUACAACACUUUAUUCGUUUAUAUAUUGUUUAUUCUUUAAAAAAUAUUUAUUUUUCUACACUUUUGACGUUUUCAUUCGAAUUCAACAGACAACUUGAUGUUGAACCUUUAUGCUUUAAUGACAAUGAUGUACUGAUGACACUUUGCCUUCCCGAAUAAAAAAAAAAUGAGAAUGUAAUGUAACGUCACAUUUAAAACGUGCAACGCUGUAUGAUUCCAUGCAUAACUGGUUGCGGAUUAUCGCCUAACAUGAUAUACAGUGUUGCCAAGUUAUUGUGACGUGACUGGAACUGUUGAUUGUUGAGAUUGUUGCAUCCGAAAGACUUGCAGACGCAAAACAUAAAAAGCACUGAAACUUUUAUAAGAUAAAAAGACUUGAGUAGAAUUCAUAAGCCGAACGAUUUCCAACUAGAAAAAUAUGUAAAGAUCGUAGCAAAUCCACAUCUUUGACUAUUGUAGCAUUUAAAACAAGUUAUCAGCACCUUGCAACUUGCGAUCUCCAGCGAAUAAUCAUGAAAUAAUCAAAAUUUAGAUCGUAUCUUAAGAAGCGUUCCAGCUUUAAGUCGUUAUUGACUACAGAUGAAUAACUUCGUACUCGAAAUGCCAAAAAAUAGAAGAAAUCAAGCUUUUUCAGCAGUGACAUCAAACGUAAAACAUGCAACACUGUUGAAAUAUGUAAUCGACAGUGUUGCCUUUUGUUUUCGCGUCACGUGACUGAAACUGCUUCAUUCUUUCACUUUUAUUUUAAUGCAAAUCAUAGAGAAAUAUUUAAAUUUUUAGCAAAUCUAGUCCAAUAGUCCAAAAAAAAACGUACAUUUAAAUAAAAUCAAUACGAUAAUAGCAGCGUUUGUGCCAAUCUUGUCUUAAUUUUUAACUGUCACAAUAAAUACGGCAUAAAAGUCUACAUUAACAAUAAUCAAUGGAAAUAAUCGAAUAGAAAAGUACAAGUUAAUGUGUCAAAAACAAUAGAUAUAAUAAAUACGCACUAAUUAAAUCAAGUAAACCCAAAUACAAGAUAAUAUUACAAAAACGGUGACUAUAUUUGAAGCUGCGAGCAACACAUCUCAAUAUAUUGCACAAUUAUUCAAUGUUAAAAUAUGAAUAUUUUUCGUAAUAUUUUCGCACAUGUAUAUUGAUAAGUUUAGUGAUUUUACUGUUGCAGAAAUAAUACAAAAUAUUCACAGAAUCAAUUAAACCCCGUCCUAAAUGCCAAGUUUUUGUUCUGUUUGCUGCAAUAAUUGUUGGAAAGUGUGGGAAUCAAUGAAACUUGUGAGAAUCAGAGAAGAUUAUAUUGUUGUUGCAUUUGAAAAA
This is a messenger RNA of Dalotia coriaria, 4858 nucleotides long. RefSeq names its product centrosomal protein 164 (gene Cep164). The transcript has 8 exons. The record is from RefSeq and is a predicted model, not a curated record. Bases 219 to 3380 code for a protein of 1053 amino acids. Lineage: Eukaryota; Metazoa; Arthropoda; Insecta; Coleoptera; Staphylinidae. Gene Ontology annotation, molecular function: protein binding.